AGUUUGCUUUUUUUCGGGGGCAUUUGAGGGGACUCUCGCCCAGAGUGUCAUUCAAGCCAGAACCGCCACUUGGCGUCAGAAGUCUCGUUGUCACUAAUUCUUAACCAGUGGUCUAUUCACCAUAAAUGGUAAGAACAUUUAUAAACAAUAUUAUUUGAAGUAUACAGUAACUGAUCAGUCUGAACUUCAUUGCCACGCCUCAAGGAGGGACGUACUUCUACUUCUCUUCCUCUGUCCGUCUGGAUUCAGUGCCAGAGGCAGAGUGGAGGAGCACCCAGCUCUGGCAGGAGAACCAAAGAAAAUCUUUUCACAGCAUCUGGACGCACGGGAUCACGCUUCAACAUCCAAGUUCGCGAUUAGGUUUUUCUUAUGACGUUUGCAGCUAUAAGGAGACAUAUGUGUGUCGUGCCAGUGGCAUUCCCUCCUCUCCAUGUCAAGGGAAGAAAGUAUGAGCUGGUGAUCUAGUGAACAUGAGCGCGUAAAACCUCUUCUCUUCGGUUUCCUCGCAUCCUCCUUUUACAAUGGUCAUCUUUCUAUACACAGCUCUGCUUUUUGGCUUCAAACAGUCGCUCAGCGCUGAGCUGAAAUCCUCAUGUCCGACACGGUGUGAUGUGAGCAACUGUCCGAGCCCUAGCUGCCCCAGCGGAUACGUGCCCGACCGCUGCAACUGCUGCCUGGUGUGCGCGCAGGGGGAAGGAGAUCCGUGCGGCCACGAGGACGAUCUGCCGUGUGGGGACGGACUGGAGUGCAAACGAAAAAGACUCUCCAAGGGAUUCUGUCAGUGCACGUUAAGCCAUGAAGUCUGCGGCAGCGACGGGAAAACGUACAUUAACGUGUGUCACCUGAAGGCGAGCAGCAGGAGGGCGCUGCAGCAGGGUCUCCUCGGCAUCACACAGAUCCAGCAGGGACCAUGUGACGUCAGCAUAGGUCCUCCACAUGCUGCAAGUCCCCGCUACAAGUUCAACUUCAUCGCCGACGUAGUGGAGAAAAUCGCUCCUGCUGUGGUCCUCAUUGAACUCUUCCUCAGGCAUCCUCUUUUUGGUCGGACCAUCCCUUUGUCUAGUGGAUCGGGGUUUGUGAUAUCAGAGAAUGGACUGAUUGUUACCAAUGCCCAUGUAGUCUCCAGCACAACUCCAGUGUCCGGUCAACAGCAUCUCAAGGUACAAAUGCAUAACGGUGACAUGUAUGAGGCCAACAUCAAAGACAUAGACAAAAAAUCUGACAUAGCCACCAUCAAAAUCAACUCACAGACAAAGCUGCCUGUGCUGUUUCUGGGCCACAGUGCAGACUUACGGCCAGGAGAGUUUGUGGUUGCAAUCGGCAGCCCCUUUGCCCUCCAGAACACUGUCACCACUGGCAUCGUCAGCACUGCCCAGAGAGACGGCAAGGAGUUGGGCCUGCCGGACUCUGACAUGGACUACAUCCAAACAGAUGCUAUCAUCAAUUACGGGAAUUCAGGAGGACCUCUAGUCAAUUUAGAUGGGGAAGUGAUCGGCAUCAACACCCUAAAAGUCGCAGCCGGAAUCUCCUUUGCUAUUCCAUCGGACAGGAUCACUCGCUUCCUUAAUGAUUCCCUUGACAAGCACAACAAGGAUGUGAGUUCAAUAAAGAAGCGUUUCAUUGGGAUAAGGAUGCUGACCAUCACACCAGCGUUAAUGGAAGAGCUUAAGCAGCAGAACUCAGAUUUCCCGAAUGUAACCAGUGGGAUUUAUGUCCAUGAGGUCAUUCCUCACUCGCCUGCACAGAAGGGUGGCAUCAAAGAUGGUGACAUUAUUGUAAAACUGAAUGGCAAACCUCUGAUGACAACAGCUGACCUGCAGGGGGCGCUGCAGGAGGAGACAGCCCUGCUACUGGAAGUCAGGAGGGACAACGACGACUUGCUCUUUAACAUUGAGCCUGACAUUAUCAUGCAGUAGUCAAUGCCACACACAUUAUUGGUGGAAGUUGUUUUUAUAUGAAAUGCACACAUCUGACUGUAUAUUGUACCAAAGUAACGGGAGGACAGUUUGACUUAAGGACGAAAUGGUACAAUCUAGUUUUGAGAUUUACAACUGUACCUCUUGCCUGUCCAGCCAGGUCAACCCUGAUGAAAUACCCUGCUGAGUCAGGGUUAAAGGGAUAGUUCAGUUGUUUGUGUUGUUGUGUGAGGUACCCAGUGCGAAAUGAUUUUAGCCAUUGAAGAAAAAACUCUCCUAAUAAAUUCUAAACUUGAUUCACACACUGGAUGUGUGAAUGUGUGAACCAACAUUUUGCAGUGUGUGUGCGUGUCUGCUGCAUUUCUCUCUCACUCUGUGUCUCCCCACACCACCAGUGUGAUUAUGAAUUCACUAUCUGAUUUAUUUCUGAUAGAUAAUGUUGUGAUAAUGUUUUUGUUGACUCAGAUGGAGAGAGAGAGAGAAUCUGCACAGAUACUAAAAUAGUGUUUUUUCAUGCACUAAAACUUCAAUAAGGUGUCAAUUUUAUGUAAUCAUGCUGGUAGAAUAUCAAUGUUAUCAUCAAUUGUUCUUCUCUUUGUUCAGUUUUUGCUGGAUACCACAUGCGUCACAUGUAAAAAUAGGACGUAAGCGUAGAUGCGCCUGAAACAUGUGUCUCCUGUGUGCAGUGUAAACACACAUAUCUGUGCACAUGUGCACCAAAAUGAACAUGAUGGAACCUAGCAGCAGGGCCAGGGUUAGGCUUGGUUAACGUGUCCUUGUAAACCGAUCCUGAGUCUACAAUAACUUCAGAAUAAGUUAAUGGAUUUAUGUCACUGUUAGACAGCUUUUCUCAAGGACGUUUGAGCUGCAUUGUAAACUGCUUACUCUUCCACAAUAAGACCAAAGUCAAAAUCACUCAUUUCACAUCACAGCACAUAGGAGUUGUUGAAUCAUUAAGUUAAGAUGUGGCUUUUUAUGACUUUGGUCUUUGGACCUAAUGUUAGGGAAAUGGACAUGGAAACUUCAACAGACAGAUAUUAAUGGGUGAACCUUGUGUUAAGUGGAUUAAAUCAGUUUUUCUUUGUGGCUUUGCUGACACACAUUUUAUCAUUGAAAGUAGGCCUCUGUCUCAGGCUGGUUCUCAGCAUGGGGGUGCAGUCAGUGCUACCUCUGUGUUAGUAUAUCACCAUACUUCAGAAAACCUGAAAUAUCCCUUUAACCUCUUAUUUUUUGUCAAGCCUAACUCUAAACUGUCCCAACUGGGCCUCACGAGCAUUGGUCUGACAACCAUAUGCUUACUGGUUACUUUCUCCACUAAACCUGCCUCUAGUAGGGGACUCUGUCAAAAUAAAGUAGCUUGUCUCCCAGUUUAUCACUCUGCAGGGACUUGUAAUGACAUGAACACUAUUAUAGUAAUGGUAAUAUUUAGGAAUGAGGAUUUUGUUGAGUAGUCUUAAUCUGUAAAAUUAAGUGAGUCAUCUUGGGACAUGCCAAACCUCAUUUAUUGGUAUCAGUUCAGUAGAGUCUUAUUAAUAUAUCUGACUUAUACAUGAACAUACAAACAACUUUCUUUUCAUGCUACCAAUGGUUUUAUGUAAUAAUUGAUAUUGAAAAGUCAUAGAAUGGGAUGAUUUCCAAAAUGCUCUCAAACACCUUCCUUCAUUAUCCUAUUGUUACUUGCAUGGCCCAGGCAGAGCUGGUAACCAAAUUAGUUGUUACAUUCACUAAUUUCUUUUACCACUUUAACCUCUACAUCUAGGGUUGUGGUGGCUGAAACCAAACCAAGCUAACAUAGGGCUGAGGUCACCAGUCCAUGGGCAACUCUCUCACAUUUAAUUGGAAACUUUGAGUUUACCUAAUCAAUGAAGAUAAUCCCCAAACUGCAUGUUUUUGGGACUGUGUCAGAAUACCCGGAAAAAAAACCCAUUGGGAGAGCAUGCACAUCCCCCAGACACUGUCUGGGGGAUUUGAACUGGUGACCUUCCUGAUGUGAGGAAACAAUGCUAACUACUGUACCACCAUGUGACCCUUGUUAUAUUCAGGAAAAAUAAAUACCACCAAACCCUCGCCCUUUCCCAGCUCUUGCAGUGAAUGAUAACAAACACGAAAAGAUGUGGGCUGACAUGAACUCCAGUUGGAGCGCCUCAUCACCCCCCGACUCCCCAGCCGGUUCGGGUUUAAAAAAACAACUUUGUGCUCCAGAUGUGCCUGCCAUCCACGCUACCUUAUCACUGUAGAGCCCCAAAAGGGAGAAGUUUGAAAAUGCUGCUGGCCACGUUUUGUUUGAAAACUCCGGGGAUUUGCAUUUCAGUCUGGAUGAGCAGAAACAGAAAACUUUGUAAACCAUGACACAUGAUCUUAUCAAGCUGUAUGAAAAACAUUUUGUAGCCUAAGGGGCAGUCCACAUGAAGAGAAGUCUGGGUGAAUCCGCUGAAGUUUUUUUUUUUUUUAAUCAUAGCAAGUUUUUAUCCACAUGGAAACUGGGAACCUUAAACUGUUAUAUUUUGAAAACAGGUCCCAGAGUUUGAAAAUCUUAAAACCCAACCCUUGUGUCUUCAUGUAGACUGUCAAUACGCUACUUUGAGAAAACAAAGAUGUCCUCUUCCUGUGUUUGGAGAUUGUUUGGUCUGUUCGAUUUAUGAUAACUUUUAUUUUCUUUCCUUAGUCACCUUGGCUUUCAUCACUCUGUCUCUGUUUCUGUUUGGGGGGUGGAUGAAGACAUUGCUUCAUAUAAAUGAUGUUGUGUUCACAGAAAACCUUUUAAAAAUGACAAAGAGAAGUAUUGUUUACGUUUCUGUGUGGAUAGGGCCUAAAUCUGGGCUCCGAGAUGACAUUUCCCCUAAUGUAUGUGCUUUCCUCAAUUUAGAGCAGUGGUCGACUCAUGAUGGGUCACUAGUUACAUAUGAUAGUUUUUGUAUUAUAUUCUAAUUAUUUGUGUCAGAUAAAAAGAGAAUCAUGAUGCAUCCGUUUUUGUUCAAUUGCAAAGUUCUUGACGAUAAAAGUUCCAUGUGUAAGAGCUGUUUGAGAUACUGUCUUUGCAUUGGCCCUGUAGCGUGGCUCAUGGUUCAUGUGGGUCCUGAAUGCAGAAGCAAACGUGAACUGUGUGUGUUGAAUAAGAAGCACGACAUGUUUUCAUAGAGUUGCCAAGGCACUCUGGUGCAGGAGUGCUGCUCAGCUCUUUGGACUGUAGCAUCAUCACUGUUGCUGCUGAGUUGAUUCCUCACAAAACCAAAUAUAAAUUGCCAGCGAAGCAACACUCCACAACCCAUUUGGAAUUAACUCUGUUUACUUAAUAAAGUUUCCACAAAUUCUUA
Solea senegalensis (Senegalese sole) is the source of this 5230-nucleotide messenger RNA. It is a transcript of the gene htra3b, whose product is annotated as HtrA serine peptidase 3b. Gene Ontology annotation, cellular component: extracellular region. Bases 522 to 1916 code for a protein of 464 amino acids. The record is from RefSeq and is a predicted model, not a curated record. The transcript is spliced from 10 exons. Gene Ontology annotation, molecular function: serine-type endopeptidase activity; protein binding. Gene Ontology annotation, biological process: proteolysis. NCBI's taxonomy places the organism in Eukaryota, Metazoa, Chordata, Actinopteri, Pleuronectiformes, Soleidae.